GGAUACGAUUGGUCGAGCCGCUCGGACCACUCGCGAAGCGGCCAAUCGCGCGCCGGUCCAAGACCCACCGUCAAACACAGAGACUGGCCACGCGAGGGCCGCCCUCCGACGACGGGCUUGAGCAGGGGACAAUGGGCGCGCAGCUCUGUUCUCCUCGCCUCGACGCAAAGCGACGCAUCCAAUUGUCGUGCGCCACGCGCAACCCUUCCUCCUCCCCCUCCUCAUUGCCUCCCACUUGAGUCGGAGGCACAAGCAGCUGUCUUGCACUCGCCCUGGCCCACGACUCCUUUCUCCACCCCCUUCUCUGCCCCGUCAGCUGCCACCAUACCGACUGACAGACACACAUACACACAGACAGCCAGACAGGACCGACUCUCUCCACUUGGCAUUAGUUCGCCUCGCCCCUGCGAGUCUAGCAGCAAAAAGGUGGACUUAAUUCUUUCCAGCUUUGCCAGUCGACGGGUGAACAACCUUUCGUCAGUCCAGGCCGGACAAUUUGAGCUCCGCGCAGACAGUCGAGAUCGAGUCGAACAAGGCGUCGACCAGUUUGUGGCCGCCCACGCGUCCCGAGUUGGCGGCGUUUCUGGAUUGGCUGACGUCUCUGAGGCCCGGCACCCGAUUCGCACUCCGACCCCGGGCCGGACAAACCGACCAAUCAGGACUGGCCGCCUUAACCACCACGUGCUGGCAGGCGAGGCGCCUGAGGCCAUUCUAACCAAGUGA
Molecule: messenger RNA, 723 nt
Organism: Protopolystoma xenopodis
Lineage: Eukaryota; Metazoa; Platyhelminthes; Monogenea; Polystomatidea; Polystomatidae
Source: the annotation of a GenBank genome assembly